AUGAUCUCAUAUCGCCGGAUACAUCGCAACCAUCAACGGCGGCUAUCGACAGAAUGCAGGUAUUAUUUAUUACAGACAUUCUCUCACUCUCUCUACAGCGACAUAACUGUCGAAUUUCAGUGUCCGCUCUGCUCCAAAUCUUACCUUACAUUCUUCGGCCUACGCCGGCACAUGCAGUGCCACCAGGACGGACGGGUUGACCAAACAUGUGCUCACUGUAAUAAGCACUAUAAGUCUCCGGGAGCUCUCAAAAUGCAUUUGAAAACACACUCAUUACCAUGUGUAUGUGAGAAGUGUGGCAAGAGUUUCAGUCGCCCGUGGCUGCUAAAAGGUCAUCAGCGGACGCAUACAGGUGAGAAGCCUUACGUUUGUUCGGUUUGUGGUCGAAAUUUUGCUGAUCGAAGUAACCUCCGUGCGCAUGAACAAACACAUUUUCCACAUAGGAAACACAGAUGUGGUCACUGCGAGCUGUCUUUUGCCCGAGUACAAGUGUUGGAAAAGCACAAAGCUGUCUGCGCCCUGAAACUUGAGGCUCGCACGGUCUCUGAAGAUCUCUAG
Molecule: messenger RNA, 558 nt
Organism: Haemonchus placei
Lineage: Eukaryota; Metazoa; Nematoda; Chromadorea; Rhabditida; Trichostrongylidae
Source: the annotation of a GenBank genome assembly